Molecule: messenger RNA, 810 nt
Organism: Prorocentrum cordatum
Lineage: Eukaryota; Dinophyceae; Prorocentrales; Prorocentraceae
Source: the annotation of a GenBank genome assembly
UCUCUAUUUUUCCAUCCGGUGCACCGUGAUUACCCACACCGCUGCACCGAUGAUGGCUGGGAUGUUGGUUUUCGAUUGCCCCGCGGGCCGCUGGUUGCCGGGGAACGCUCGGGAAGGCGCACUGCAUGACAAUAUUGUACCGUUCCGCUCUGGGAUAUUCGGGCCUACUCGGGCUGGCACCCUUUCAGCAGGCAGGCGCCGAACUCCUUCCUCCAGUUGUGCACGUAAUCCUUUCCUGGCACCAGGGCAGCUUGCAGAGGGUGUCGGCGCAGCCGCACGUCGCCUCGACCUUGCAAACGAUGGUCGUAAAGCGCUUGUACUCGUCUGGUGGGCAGGCGUCGCCCUCCACGGCGGCCAUGGCGCCGGCGGUCUCCGGGUCCUUCACGCGCAGGUGCGCAACCGCCGCCGGGGCGAAGCCGAGCAGGGCGGCGAGGAGGAUCGAAGAAAAACAAGCGGCAUCAAUUAUAUUUAUGCAGUCUUUCAUUCUUCGAAUGAGGAGCCUCGAAGGCUGCAUUGCAGGAAACCGGAGGGAGAGGGGAAGUGUAACGCCAGCACCACAGACCAAAUGUUUCUCAUCCGGCGGCCGGUGGCCCGCGGUGUCCCGCAGGUCGUGCCUCAAGCGCCGGACCUGCAACCAAGGCAGCAUCGGGUGGCGCAGCGAGCAGUCACUCCGAGGACGGGGUGAUCUCGCGGAGGUUGCUGCCCCCAGUGCUGCGAGCCGAUACGACCCAGGAGAGGGGAGGAAAAGCUGCGCGCCCUCCACCUGGGCUGUCCAAGUGGAACGGGGGGGUGACUCUCGCAGUCCUCGCU